Suillus subalutaceus is the source of this 1200-nucleotide messenger RNA. RefSeq names its product Sucrase/ferredoxin-like-domain-containing protein. NCBI's taxonomy places the organism in Eukaryota, Fungi, Basidiomycota, Agaricomycetes, Boletales, Suillaceae. The transcript has 6 exons. Bases 64 to 1119 code for a protein of 351 amino acids. The record is from RefSeq and is a predicted model, not a curated record.
CGUACUGUGCAACUACCAGCAAGUUGCUCGCUUAGCCCUUAACGUUCCAGCACUCGAUCCACCAUGAGCUCCUCGCUGACCGGUAAACUCAAAGCCUUUAUGUUUGGUUCGCCUAAUGGCACAAAUGUAUACCAGAACCUCGAAACUGCUAACGUCCCAGUAACGACCGCCGAAUGCAGGUCUUGCGCCGACCCUUGCGAUCAGGAUCACGAUGACUUUCCCAGCAGAAUGGAUAUCGACAUGGACUCGGACAUGUUAGGAUCGGUGAAGCCCUACCGUCGACAGGUGGUCAUAUCAACCGGCAAGACAGACUGGGAGAGCGAAGUGACCAAAGCUGAAGGCACGCUCGCUGCCUUGUUGAAAACUGCCGAUUCUUCAUCAAGCACUCCAAAGAAACCAAAAUCCACCAACGAUCCCUUACCAUCUGGUCUAUUCUCCCAUGCCGAAGCAAAAAAGCUCGCCAUUCUCAACGGAAGUCAUAGGCCUUUCUCUCAUGACGAGUCGGAAGAUACUGUGAUCGUGCUUCCAGACUUUAUGGUCGUAUCUGGAGUCCCACGCACUUUGGCGGGCGCUGAGGCGUUGUGGAAGGCUGCUCUUGAUCCAGCUCUCGAUCGGGUAGGGGUAACCACCCGGACGGACAGUCUGAAUACUUGGGUUUUGCCUUACUCGUGUCUGAUAUUACUGUGCUCGCACAAGAGACGAGACAAACGAUGUGCCAUUGCAGCACCAAUAUUAGAGAAGACCUUCCAUCAAUACCUUGAGCGAGAAGGCUGGGAAGUCCACACCGACCUGUACGAUCUCACUUCCGAACCUUCCCUUGAGUCACAAGCUAGCUCAACCACCGAGAAAGAACAAUUAAUCGAGACUCAACUCAGAUCUCUCCACGCCGAGCACAGGGCGCUGAUAUUAAUGAACUCGCAUGUAGGCGGACAUAAAUUCGCAGGCAACUGUAUCAUCUACACUCCUCGAGGAGCUGGUGUAUGGUAUGGGCGUGUCACGCCCCAUGAAGUAGAAUCGAUCGUCAAGCACACGAUUAUUGAUGGUCAAGUCCUUCCAACUAUCUUGCGUGGUGGGGUUGACCUCCCCUGCCGCGGAAAAAAGACCCUGUAUGAUUGGUGACGAAUCUAUCCCUACUUAGAUAUCAAUGAUAAAUGCUGUAAACCUGCUGGCGGAAUUUACACAUGUCCCACCCAAACGACG